AUGACGCACAUCAUCAUCUGUCUUCUCUUUUUAGUGUGUGAGCUGAACCACAGUGUCACCAGUGUGUUCCCAGAGAGUAGUCUGCUCAUCAUGCUGGGCUUUAUUUUGGGAGGAAUCGUCUGGGGAGCAGACAAGGCGCAGACUUUCAAACUGAUCCCCACCAACUUCUUCUACUACUUGCUUCCCCAGAUCAUCUUGGAUGCAAGUUACUGCAUGCCAAACAAACUAUUCUUCAGCAACCUGGGUGCCAUUCUUAUCCAUGCCAUUAUUGGAACAUGCUGGAAUGCGGGCACAGUGGGCAUUGCACUAUGGGCCUGCUAUGAAGGGGGUGCAAUGGGGAACUUGAACAUCGGCCCUCUGCAGUUCCUGUUGUUUGGUGCUCUGAUAUCUGCCGUGGACCCUGUGGCAGUGAUUGCCGUGUUUGAGGAAGUGCAUGUGAAUGAAGUGCUAUACAUCCUGGUAUUUGGAGAGUCCCUGCUCAAUGAUGGAGUCACAGUGGUGCUUUAUAAUGUGUUUGAUGCAUUCGUGUCUCUGGGAGGCCCGAAAAUCAACGCCGCAGAGAUUAUCAAAGGAAUAGUUUCGUUCUUUGUUGUGGCGUUUGGAGGCUCCUUUCUUGGUGUUGUGUUUGCCAUUCUGAUAUCCAUGCUGACCAGGAUCACCAAGAACGUCCAGGUCAUCGAAGCCGGCUUCAUCAUUGUGCUUGGCUACUUGUCUUAUCUGACGGCUGAGAUGCUCUCACUCUCUGCGAUACUUUCGAUCACUUUCUGUGGUGUCUGCUGUCAGAAGUACAUCAAUGCCAACAUGGAUGAAAAAUCUGUCACAACGUUACGUUACACUCUGAAGGUGAUGGCCAACGGCUCAGAGACCAUGAUCUUCGUCUUCCUGGGAGUUUCAGCCAUUGAUAAAAACAUCUGGGUUUGGAACACUGGCUUCAUCCUUCUCACUAUCUUCUUUGUCGUUAUAUUCAGGUUCAUUGGUGUUUUCUUCCUCAACUGGAUCUUGAAUCAGUCUCGUCUGAUUCCUAUCGACAUCACAGACCAGUUUGUAAUGGCCUACGGUGGCCUGCGAGGAGCAGUGGCGUAUGGACUCGCGGCCCUUUUAGAUGAGAAGAAGAUCCCAGAGAAGAAUCUGAUGCUUGGUACCACACUCAUUGUGGUGUAUUUCACUGUCAUUCUUCAGGGGAUCACCAUGAAACCACUGGUUCAAUGGCUGAAGGUUAAAAAGGCAACUCAUUCGGAUCUGACUCUUAAUGGAAAAAUGAACAACAGGGCUUUUGAACACAUACUGACAGCAAUGGAGGACAUCUGUGGCCGAAUGGGAGACAACUGGUGGACCAGACAUUGGAACUAUUUUGAAGACAAGUAUGUCUGCUGGCUACUACUGAAAAGCGAUGCCAGAAAGCACAAAGACCCAAUCUUUGGGGCCUUCCACAAACUCAAUCUGGAGGAUGCCACUAAAUAUGUAACUGAGGGUGAACGCAAAGGUUCUCUGGAUUUUAUUCGUAAUUAUGACAGUGCCUCUGUAGACUUCAAGAAGAAGCUUGCUUUAGAGUAUGGAGACAUCACGCCUUAUAUCACUGGCAUUGACAAUGUUCCAGUGACCUCUGUUAUGAAGAACCCAAUUCCAUCUGUAUCCCUCGAUAUCCAUGAGCAAGACAGGAAGAGCUUGCCUGAUAAGCUCAGUGCCCAUCAUCUAUUAGAUCAGCAUCUGUACAAGAGCAGAAGAGAUAACCGUCCCACUUACAGCCGCAGUCACUAUAACACCUCAGAGAAUCCAGAUGAAAUGCAGGAGAUCUUCCAAAGAACCAUGAGAAGCCGCCUUGAGUCCUUCAAAUCGGCUAAGAUGGGUGUCAACCCUGCCAAGAAACUCUCCAAACAUCCCAAGAAGGAUUCAACACAUAAGCCUAAUGGAAAGCCAGCAGACCCACACAGAACCCAUCCAUAUGGAGAUGAAGAUUUUGAGUUUUCUGCUGACAGCGCCUCUAGCAGUGAAAUUGCUGGUCAUUUCCACAGGAGAAGCACAAACACACCUGGUGCUGGUGUUGAUAAUCCAGCGUUCAUACCUGAGAUGGACACCUCUCCACCCAUGCGAAACCCACCCUGGCAAACAGAGACAGGGAACAACACGGCUGUGGCACCUUCCCAGAGAGCUCAGGGACGAUUGCCCUGGACGUCCACCAACCUGAGACAUCUAGCACUGCUGAGAAUGAGCACUCGCUCCACAGACUCUUUCGUGAUGGCUGAUGCUUCGCUUGAUGAGGAAGCACCUGAGGAAAAGCCCGGAACACAUCAUACUAGAUUGUAAUCUGAUAUAUUUCCAUCCGCUCUCAUUAACCUGCCAAACAUGCGAUUAGGUAAAUCCUUUCAAACUGAGACUGUGUUUCAUUUUAGGUGGUUAUUAUGUCAUGAGCCCACAGAUUAGAGAAUCAUGGUGUUGAUAGUAUAUUCAUUACAUAGCAUCGUAUAACUUGAAGUACUGCUGUGGUUUUACCUACUUAUAUAUAAAAAACAGGGAAGAGAAUAAAUACGGAUUUAGAAGAGACAUUGUCAUUGAAAUACUUAUGUUUGUGGUUAUGGAAUGUUUCUUUAUACAAAUCCAAGUUGUUGUGGAAGCUGUUAUAGCACUUUAUUGCACUGAAAGCAUGCUAGAAAAUAGAAAACAUGGAGCUCAAAAGACAAAAUCAUUAUACUCUUAAACAUAUUUGAUCAAAUAAUAACUGCAAGCACUUGUCUAUUGGUUCUGUAUUCUGGCACAUCUUGAUAUUUUUUGACCUUGGGCAUGUUGGUCUAUAUACAUUUUUAAACUCGGCAUGUUGUAUAUGGUUAUUUAUUAUUGCAUAGUCAUUCUGUGGGUGCUUCUUUGUAGUAUCACAAUGCAGAAAAAGA
Molecule: messenger RNA, 2885 nt
Organism: Sinocyclocheilus grahami
Lineage: Eukaryota; Metazoa; Chordata; Actinopteri; Cypriniformes; Cyprinidae
Product: sodium/hydrogen exchanger 3-like
Exons: 17
Coding region: 1-2304 (767 amino acids)
Biological process (GO): sodium ion import across plasma membrane; proton transmembrane transport; regulation of intracellular pH
Cellular component (GO): apical plasma membrane; brush border membrane; plasma membrane
Molecular function (GO): potassium:proton antiporter activity; sodium:proton antiporter activity
Source: RefSeq, a predicted model, not a curated record